AGGUUAUAUCUUUACUACCAAUUCAUAUUACCGGAUACCGAAACUUAUGAACAAAAAUAGGAGACAAUAUUAAUAUUACAUUCUUAUUGAAAAAGAACACGAUGUUAUCUAACUUUACUAUCUUUUGUCAGUCAAGUCAAAGUUCGCUACGUUUAAUCGCUCGCAAAAUCUUUACCCGUAACAGUUCGAAGUUUUCCACGUCUAUUAAUUCCAUAAAAAUGAGUCGACCAAAAGUUUUAGUUACACGUCCAGAUAUUCCAACUACCGGAUUAAAUUUGCUUAAAGAACAAUAUGAUGUUAUUUUAUGGGAAAAACCUGAACCAAUUCCUAGAUCUGUAUUACUAUCAAAAAUACAAAAUGUAGAUGGUGUUUAUUGUCUACUAACUGACAAAAUAGACAAUGAAGUUCUAGAAGCAGCAGGACCACAAUUAAAAGUUGUUGCAUCUAUGUCAGUUGGUGUUGAUCAUUUGGAUUUAAAGGCUUUAAAACAAAGGAAUAUUAAAGUUGGUUACACCCCUGGCAUUUUAACUGAUGCAACAGCUGAAUUAACUAUGGGAUUACUUUUAGCUACAUCUAGAAGAUUAAUAGAAGCAAACAGAGCUAUUUACAAGGGUGAAUGGAAAGCAUGGUCACCUACUUGGAUGUGUGGUCCUGGUUUAUCUGGAUCUACAGUUGGAAUAGUAGGAUUAGGUCGCAUUGGUAGACAAGUAGCAAAAUGUGUCAAAGGCUUUAAUGUUGCCAAAAUAUUAUAUACAAGUAGAACUAUUAAGCCAGAAGCAUCUGAAUUUGGAGGGGAGAAAGUAGAAUUUGAUGCACUGUUACAAAACAGUGACUUUGUAAUUGUCACAACAGCUCUAACAUCAGAAACAAAGCAGAUGUUUAAUAAAAGUACAUUUCAUAAAAUGAAAAGAUCUGCUAUAUUUAUAAAUAUUAGUAGGGGCGAAAUUGUUGAUCAACCUGCUCUAGUAGCAGCUUUAAAAGAUGGAACCAUUAGAGCUGCAGGCUUAGAUGUUAUGACUCCUGAACCAAUUCCAUUAAACAGUGAAUUACUGACUUUAGAUAAUUGUGUGAUACUACCCCAUAUUGGUAGUGCUGCUACAGAAACACGAGAGGAAAUGUCAAAAAUUACCGCUAAAAAUAUAAUUGCGGUCUUGCAAGGAAAACCAAAUGAAAUGCCUUCUCCACUACAACUAUAAAUACAAAGUGUAUUCUUAAGUAUAAAAAUUAAUCAAUCUACUAAAUACAUAUUGGAAUAUAUACAAAAAAUAAAUUAGUUUUGUAUACA
Messenger RNA from Osmia bicornis bicornis, 1285 nucleotides. Its product is annotated as glyoxylate reductase/hydroxypyruvate reductase. Gene Ontology annotation, cellular component: cytosol. Gene Ontology annotation, molecular function: glyoxylate reductase (NADPH) activity; hydroxypyruvate reductase [NAD(P)H] activity; hydroxypyruvate reductase (NADH) activity. Lineage: Eukaryota; Metazoa; Arthropoda; Insecta; Hymenoptera; Megachilidae. The coding region runs from base 102 to 1196 and encodes 364 amino acids. The record is from RefSeq and is a predicted model, not a curated record. The transcript is spliced from 4 exons.